AUGGAUGACUGUAAAGCCAUCUACACCACCACAUGCAUUGCAUUGAUGAAAUUGACAUCUUUACUAAUAUUGCAGCACGAAAAUGAGAUGAAGCAAGUCAAGACAAAGGUAAAAGAAAGGUUUUUGACAAGUGUGAAAUAUAUAGUACAAUAUAUAAUCCAAAUGAUGAAAAGUGAUCGAGAUGGAGCCUUGCCCUGGCCUUUCACGAAGCGUUUCACAUUUAUUCUUGUUGAUCAACAAGAUGACCUUAGUCAAAGAGAAAACAUUGAGGCCGAAUUAGUUCCAGAAGGAGAGAAACAUUUUAAAAGACCUAGGUAUCGCGAAAAUGAGGAAUGGGGAAUAACAGAAUUUGUUGAACAUUCAACUCUACAUACUCGUCAAUACAUUAGAGACCACACUGUAUUCGUCAAGAUUGUGGCAGAGCCAUGA
This is a messenger RNA of Paramuricea clavata, 429 nucleotides long. NCBI's taxonomy places the organism in Eukaryota, Metazoa, Cnidaria, Anthozoa, Malacalcyonacea, Plexauridae. The record is from the annotation of a GenBank genome assembly.